This is a messenger RNA of Cladophialophora yegresii CBS 114405, 2088 nucleotides long. RefSeq lists its product as uncharacterized. The transcript has a single exon. The record is from RefSeq and is a predicted model, not a curated record. Lineage: Eukaryota; Fungi; Ascomycota; Eurotiomycetes; Chaetothyriales; Herpotrichiellaceae. The coding region runs from base 1 to 2088 and encodes 695 amino acids.
AUGCCAGACGAUAAAGCUCCCAAAGACCGAACCUAUCCCCCUCCUCCCAUGGACCCUUUCCCCACCUAUCAAACACCAUUCCCUCGCUCGAACAAGGACGACGAGCAGAACCCCUUCAUUCAAUUCCGCCGUUUCGCCGAUGAACAAGUAUCGUCACUCUUGUCAGGCUUCCCACAAUUCUUCGGUUUGGCGUCGGGUGCGAGUGACCAUUGGAAGAGAGAAGUCGAAGACAUUAUGCGCCAGAGACAAGAAUGGGAAGAGGGAUUCCGCAAACAAUUUGAGCAGGAGAUGGAGGAGAUGAGGCAGCAGUUAGAGAAGUCCAAAACCGAGGCUUGGAAGGGUAUGGAGGAUGCGUGGAAACAGCACUCCAAACAAUAUGAGAAAAAGGACGAGGGUGCGCCUACGCCAUGGUGGGCAAGAGGCAAGGCUGUCCAGUGCCCUGCAUUGAAUGGGCAACAGCCGCAGAGCAAUGCGGCAAAAUGUCCUGCUUUGUACGACGAGAAGGGACAACCAAGGACCGAGUUGGAUGCCUACAACGCUUUACAGGCAGACAGUGACAAGCAGGUCCAAGUCUUCCAGGCAUCGGCUCCAGAGUCACCAAAGAAGCCAUUGAAAUCGUGGUUCUCUGCACUCGGCUGGGAUGGACAACAAAAGGAGAAAUCGUCGAACAGUGAUGCUGCCUCUGGCGAAGACGCAAUGGUCAAGAGCGAGAAACCCCUAGGACGGCCGACGACGUAUUCGCUGUGGGCAGCCCGCCGUAUGCAGCCAUUCGACAACGCCGAUGAAACCAUCCCCUGGCUUAUGUUGAGUCCAUACUCGCCCAUCUAUCUUUGCAACCCAGCCCAGUCACGGCUGUUCAAAGUCAAAGUCCAAGAUUCGGAAGGUGCUCCUUUGCAGAUCUCCAGCGCUAGGUUCUUUGAGAGAUGGUAUACAGACGUUGACGAGAAGAUGGCGACCCAGAAACCGUGGGCUGAUGCCUUUGAGGAUCUGCUGAGUGUCCAGCAGACUGGGAAGAUGGUUGACAGGGACAACUGGAACACCUGGCGCACCCCAAGCACUUGGAUCCAUGACAUGGUUAACCGGGGCAGUCUCGGAAAUCGAUGGGGAUUCAAUGAUCAAGGGCUGUUGGUCAAGCGAGCUGACGCAACCAAAGUAACGCUAGAGACUGCACCAGAAAGCAAAGAGGAUCGAUGUGCCAAAUGGCGCAAAAACCGCGACUGUCGCGGCAAGAAGUCCUCGGAACCUACCCCUGCGCCUGCCUCGUCCCCAGCAGGCGACGAAAGUGCCCUUGUCGACAAGGUUACCGAAGCGCUAGCACCUUUCCCGCUCUUCGGUAGCAUCAUCUCUGCUGCCGAUGCGAUCGUUUCAGCCGUUGAUCAAGCGUCGCAGAAGGAGACCCAAACUCACGCACAAGCUGUAUCCUCGACCGACGCGUCGGCGUCUGAGCGUCAAUCCCAUGCCGCUACUCAGGAGCAAAGCCAAAACACUUCCUCAGCUCACUCGGCCUCAUCAACUUCAUACCUAUACGACUCGUCAGUUCCAUCUCCUGCCAAGUCCAUAGUCUCAACCUUGACAACCACCACAACACGCACCCUUCCUGACGGCUCAGUGGAGACCAAACGCGUCCUGAAACGCCGUUUUACCGAUGGAUCGGAGGAAAGCGACGAGAGAGUGGAGGUCAAGAAUGCUUCCUCAGCGAUAGGUACUAAUACCAAUGCCGAUUUCAGGGGCACCUGGCCCAUCACAAAUGCGAAACAGACAAAGGACAAAGAGACACAAACUCAGGUGCAACCUGGAAUGCUCGAAGACGCUCCCCUGCACCCGCAACGUCUCGAGGAGCAGCACCACCAGGCUGCCCAGCAGAGAGAGGAACACCCUGCUCAUCAACGGCAACUAGACGACGACCAACUAGCUCUGCAGAGACAACCGCAAAGACAAUAUCCCCGGAGAAUCGCCAUCAUUAACGACGAUGAGGAUGGGAAUGUGUCGACGCCUGAAGCCCAGCAGCCACAGACGCCUGAGACGCAGCACCAGCAACAAGCUGCCGCCGCCACCAGACGGAGGGGAAGCGGAUGGUUCUGGAACUAA